This is a messenger RNA of Melospiza melodia melodia, 3108 nucleotides long. It is a transcript of the gene RFK, whose product is annotated as riboflavin kinase. Gene Ontology annotation, molecular function: riboflavin kinase activity. The record is from RefSeq and is a predicted model, not a curated record. Gene Ontology annotation, biological process: riboflavin biosynthetic process; FMN biosynthetic process. Gene Ontology annotation, cellular component: mitochondrion. The transcript is spliced from 4 exons. The coding region runs from base 56 to 523 and encodes 155 amino acids. Lineage: Eukaryota; Metazoa; Chordata; Aves; Passeriformes; Passerellidae.
GAGAGCGGCGCAGCGGCGCGGCGGGCUCGGGGCGCCGGCGCCUCAGCGCAGGGCCAUGAGGCACCUGCCGUACUUCUGCCGCGGGGAGGUGGUGAAGGGCUUCGGCAGGGGCUCCAAGGAGCUGGGCAUCCCCACCGCUAACUUUUCUGAGCAAGUAGUUGAAAGCUUUCCAUCUGAUAUCCCUACUGGUAUAUACUAUGGAUGGGCCUGUGUUGGAAAUGGAGAUGUGCAUAAAAUGGUUGUGAGCAUAGGAUGGAAUCCCUUCUAUAAGAAUAUUAAGAAAUCAGUGGAAACACACAUUAUCCACACCUUCAAAGAAGACUUUUAUGGAGAAAUUCUUAGUAUAGUCAUAACUGGAUACAUUCGACCCGAAAAAAACUUUGAUUCCUUAGAUGCGCUCAUUUCGGCAAUUCAGGAAGAUAUUGAAGAAGCAAAAAGACAGCUCGAUCUACCAGAACAUCUUAAACUCAAAGAAGAUAAUUUUUUUCAUCUGCCAGAAGGCAAAAUAGUAAACAAUCGCUGAGAAAAGCCAUACCGCCUUUUUUCUUUUUUUUUUUCUUUUUUUUUUAAUCUUUCUUUCUUUCUUUUUUCUUAUUUUCUUCUCUGUCAUGGAGCUUUUGUAUUUGCACUGCUCUCAUAGAUACUUUUGUGUCAUAUGUCUGUUAGGUGACUGAGAUCAGAACCAACCAUACAAGAUGACUUCUGUUUUCUUUGGUUGAGUCAUCAUUAGUCAUACAAAAGAGCUAGAAGGCUGUACUACUGGUUAUAGAUAAACAAUGUAUGAUGUAUCCUAAUGUUACCAGGUCUUUGGAGAUCUGAGCACAUUUAGAACAUGACCAAAGUUAAUUGUAAUCAUGAGGUGUGGUUAGCUCAUUUAAUGAAGAAUGUCUGUUCUUAACCUAAUGUUCCAUAAUGUCCCAUUUUCUGUGUCAUUCUUAGAUCUGAGUUUUAGCUUAGAAAAUGUUGGUAUUGAUUGACUCAGAAAAUUCCAGUGCUUAGAUAGAUAACAAUAGUAAGAUUAAUUCUGUAUAGUUCUUGAUUUUUUAUAUGCUACACAGCUGUUAUGGUUGAAGCUGUUACUUUAAUUGCAAUUAUUUAUUUUAAGUUUAUUUGAGAUGGAAGAAAUCGCUGUUGCUCAUUGUGUUGCUAGAAUCUGAAUUAUAUUUCUUCACACUUAACUGAAUAUAUGAUAACACAUGAUUGUGUAGUUUAAUUCUGAAGAGGUGUUUCACUUAAUUUCAAAAUAUGAGUAAAAGUGUGAAAGCUGAUAAACUUUAAGGUUCAGGCGUAAAAGAUGCAGAAACAAUAUAAAAAGACUGCUGCUCAUUGCAUCUUAAAGGAAAAUAGGUAGUGAGACACAUAUUUGCAUUUUAUGUGCUGCUGAUAUUUUUCAUAGGGAGAUCUUGAGGUUAUUUACUGCACUGGCAAUAAAAUGUCUGACUUCAAGGUUGGCAUUAUUGUAAGGCACAGAAAAAUCUCAUCAACACUCUGCACUAAGUGCAGGUAAGAGCCAAGGUUUUGGCAGACCAAGUAGAUAAAUUCACAAAUGAAAACCUUUGGGGAUUUAUUAGAUAAUGUAUCAACACUAUAAAGAAUAUUGAUUAUUUUUUAUAAGUAGCUGCAGACAGUCCUACUCUGAAAUAUGGGGAUACAAGUGGGGGUUGGACUAGAUGAUCUCUGAAGGUCUCUUACAACCCUAACUAUUCUGUGAUGGAUUAGUGGAAGGAGUAUGAUGAGAGUUGAUAGUAAUUUGAAAAAUGGUUUGAAAAAAGUAUGUAAUGUGUGAUUCAAUACCAAGUCUUCUUUUCCUCUGAUAAAUUUUUCUACCCCUUGGUGAAUGGAAGCAGAUUAGCUAUAGUGACUGCCACAGCCAUAAUUUUUUGAAUCACCCUCUGAUGGAUGUGAUGGGACAUAUUCUAAAAUUCAAAGUACUUCUUUAAAUAUCAGCUGUGAUUCUCUGUCUGAGCUACAAUGUUCAAUAUGGAACGCACAAUUUCUGUAGUGAAAUUUGAUGAAUUUACUCCUUGUCCUGUUCUAAUCCUACUUUUCACUCUAGAAUUUAGAAGAGUUUUAGCAAGGUAGCUGAUUCGGUCUUUGUGGCAGGUGGUGCUGUCAAGAUGAUAGUUUCACUUCAUACUGCUUUAAAUUCUAGCCAGUAUCAUGGGCUAUUAUUAGGGAAGAGGUCUUGAGGAAAUCAAGGGUUCAUUUUUGCUCUUUAGGACUUCAGGAGAAAAUUUAAUUUUGCUUAAAUGAAUUGUUCACCAGUGGUGUUGAUAGCAGAGGCAGAUACAAUACAUUUGGGAGAGAGGGACAUGGGACAAUAUACUUUCUAUUAAAGGAGAAGAGAAAUAAUUUAGGGCUUUUUACUAUAUAAUGUGUUGGAAACUAUUUCUAAAAAGUCUGUAAAAGAAUUGUCUUGCAAGAUUGAUGAUUGGAAUUUUAAAAAGGAGAGAUAAAAGGAGAAAUUUUUUUUUGCUAAGAGUUUAUGCAUUCUUCAGAUUUGUAGCAGCAUUAAAAUCAUAUAUUUUACUACUCCUUCUAGAGAAUAAACAGAAGCCACACCAGUCACCAGAGAAUGUUGUCAACAUUAGAUUGUUGUUCAUCAUGGUACUGUAGCUGAGCACUCAUAGCUGCCUUUAAAAUUGAUUUUUGCCAGUGAUGUCUUGGGUCUGUUGUGGAAACUAUGGUGCCUUAGGCUGUUCUGAAUAAAACUUUUCUGUAUCUGCUAAUAAAUGCCACUGUCAAAAAUUCAACUCACCGUUUGAUUGUAGAACUGCUGUGCUAUGGAUGAAGAACAGUAGCAAAGGGAAAACUUGAAAGGCUUAGCUUGCUCUCAAAUCCUAGCUGAGGUAUGAUAUAUGGAUACACUGAACUAAGAAACUGCUCUUUAUGUGUUUGUCUUCAAAGAGAGUGUGUUAGUACAUCCAUUUGGCUGAGUGUACCUGACCAUAUUAUUUAAGAGAAAAUGUUAUACAUCACUCUUUAAGCUGAAUACAUAAUUCCUAGCACAGUAUAAACUUUAUUUUUGUAUUAUGUACAAGUAGCUGUAUUUUGGUUGAUGAUGUUGCACUGUACUAUUACUAAAGGAACUGUAAUUGAUAAAGUUAA